Toxorhynchites rutilus septentrionalis is the source of this 1875-nucleotide messenger RNA. RefSeq lists its product as uncharacterized. The transcript has a single exon. Gene Ontology annotation, molecular function: nucleic acid binding; zinc ion binding; aspartic-type endopeptidase activity. NCBI's taxonomy places the organism in Eukaryota, Metazoa, Arthropoda, Insecta, Diptera, Culicidae. The coding region runs from base 1 to 1875 and encodes 624 amino acids. Gene Ontology annotation, biological process: proteolysis. The record is from RefSeq and is a predicted model, not a curated record.
AUGAGUUUUCCCGUAAGAGAGUUGGAAGAGAUUUCCAGGAAGGUAGCCGAGAAAGUGAUCGGCGAGGAUAUCGAUUGCGUGGAUGCUGAAGCCAGCGGAUCAACGAGAGUUAUCACCGACGAAGGUCCAUCCGAUUCCGAUAGUGAAACAUUCGGGUCACCUACAGAAGUGCGACGAGACAGUUUUGAAGAAUUUUUGAAAAAGGAUCCACGAUAUAAAGUAAAAUCCAACGAGACAAAGACUGAAAAUAAGAUGGCUGAUGAAACACUAAAACAAUUGAUCGUUGCGUUGAAGGUUUUAGGUGUGCGGAAUGCUGAGCGACGAUUCGAUAUCCGUGAUGUCAAAGACAUUGUUGUAGUCUUCGAUCCCGAUGUACCUACUACUCCUACGGCGGAGCAAUGGAUCGAGACAAUCGAUAAGGCAGCUGCUCUGUACAAGGCAGAUGACGAUUGGAAACUGCAAUGCGGCAUAAUAAAUUUGCAAGGUGCUGCUAAACUCUGGUUUAGUGGUGUCGAUGUGAAAACAUGGCAAGAGUUCAAGACGAAUCUGGUGCGUGAUUUUCCGACUUCAGUAGAUAUGGUCAGCAUUCAUCAGGCAAUGAUGGGCCGAAAAAAGUUGCCCAGUGAAAGUUUGGAAACGUACUUCUAUAGCCAAGUAGCGAUGGGAAAAAAAGGAAAAUUACCGGACGAAGCAAUUAUUAAAUAUAUCGUGUCGGGUUUGGAAGGUCGUUACGGGACGAUUGCGCAGGUUGAAUGUUUGCCUGAUUUGUUGAAACAACUCAAGUGGUUGGUGGAACUAAAGGACCUGAAGGUGGCCGAAAGCAACCCUCGUGCCACGUCAUCGAGAUCCCCUAGAUCGACGGGAGCAAUCAGUAUGAAAUGCUAUCGUUGCGGUACUAUGGGAUACGUAGCUGCAACCUGUAAUGAAAAAAGUAAUACUAAAAUGCAAAAUGUUGAAUGCUUUCGCUGCAAUCAUAAGGGACAUAUCGCGAAAAACUGUAGCAAGUUCAUACAGAAGGAAAAUGUCAGGGUCAUGCAAGAGGUCAGCCAGCAAAGUAAUUUUGUUAAAGAAGUGCGUGUGGGUGACUGCAAAUUAGAAGCACUGUACGAUUGUGGAUCUGCUGCUACCACUAUAAAACAAAGUUACAGACGUGCGUUGGGUAACAUUGAACGAUGUGAUAUGAUGCUGGUCGGAUUCGGUGGUAAUAAAGUAAGCGUUACUGAAAAAAGCAACGAAGUAAUAACCGUCGAUGGAUUGAAUUUGGAAUCGACGGUAUACGUAGUGAAUUACGUACAAGCUAAUGCAGUAAUCAUCGGACGAGAUAUUAUUGAUCGAGAGGAUAUACGAUUCAUCAAAGAAAGAGGUAGUGCCAGAAUUGAAAUGAUUUCUAAUGAAUGUGUUGGUGAAGAUGUGGAUGCUGUUGGCGGUCAGGGAGAUGUUUACAAGGUUCGAGCCUUUGAGCCAAUUGAAGCGACAGGAAUCAACGUAGAAGGAGAAUACGAACGAGGAAGAAUUUUACAAGUGGUGCAACAAUACCGACAGUGUUUUGCUAAAAAUUACCAUGAAAUGGGAACGGCAAAGGACUGUGAGAUGACGAUCGAGAUGUUCAGUUUGGAUAAGCCAGUGUAUACAAAGCAGUAUCCUCUAGAAUAUGCCCGAGAGAAAGUUAUCGAAAAAACAGUGAAUGAAUUGUUGGAAGCUAACAUUAUUCAACCUUCGAAGUCACCUUAUAAUAGUCCGACAGUGCUUGUGCGGAAAAAGAACGGCGAAUGGCGAAUGGUAGUGGAUUAUAGGGCUGUAAACGCGAAAACGGUAAAAGAUAAAUGGCCGAUGCCUGUGAUUGAAGAUUGUCUAAACAGACUGGUUGGAGGAUGA